GGCGCUGCUGGGGACCGAUCCAUGCGUCAUCGGCAGCUGGCUGAUGCCCACCGCCGAUGCCGCGCGGGGACUCCCAGCCGGAGAGACCCCGGAGCACCACGCGCAUGGCGCAUCGGUUGCGCUCCUCGGGCGGCUGAUUCUGGCGCACACAUCAGAGGCCGGGAGCCCAUAUCGCGAUGGAGAGUUCCGGCGACUGAUGGAAGCUACGCUGGCAUACUCGGAGGGGACGCCUUUGGAUGACCUGGUUCGCAAGGUCGGCGACGUGCAUACUUCUAAGAUCCUGGGAGACCUCCUCGCCACGUCCCUUUCAGGGCCACGAGACGGGCUCCUGUCAAGGUUCACCCCGCUGGGAAUGGCGGUCAAAGCAUCCGGGCUCCCCGUGGAGUUGGCAGUGACCCUCUACAUGGAGCUGGAGCAGUUUGAGCGCCUGCACGUGACGGCAAACUGCCUGUACAACCUGACCACCCUAUGCCGCUUCUUCACAUUCCCGCGGUCAGACUGGGUCGUCGCCGGCCACGCGUUCUCCGUCCACAGCUGGACCGAAUGGGGGUCUAGAUUCGGGGCCCUCAGCAAGGCUGAUGCGGCUACUGCCACCAGACUGGGCGUCACGCGCCGGGACAUCGAGCAGGCCAUCUGCGGCCUGGUGCCCGACCCGCGCACCGUGGACCUCCACACCCGCUUCAUCAUGGGGCUCGUGCUGAGGCAUCUCCUGCUCGAGCCCGGGGGGUAUUACCAGGUCGAACGGGUGUGGGGGAACACUCCGGGCAUCUUCUCGGAGCAUGGCGUGAUGCGAGGCGACCUGGAGCUGCUCAAGGCAGGCGUGGCAGAAUGCGCGAUCAAGUGCUCGCGGAUGAGCAAAGCGGCCGGGUGGGCAGAGACAGCAAGGAUGCUGGGGAAAUACGCCGAACGCCUUGACGGAGCAGUCUGUUAGCGCGCGCGCAUUGCGGGCAGUAUCAUGCGCGAAGCUGAGUGCAAGCGGAGCCGUC
Molecule: messenger RNA, 986 nt
Organism: Coccomyxa subellipsoidea C-169
Lineage: Eukaryota; Viridiplantae; Chlorophyta; Trebouxiophyceae; Coccomyxaceae
Exons: 6
Coding region: 44-931 (295 amino acids)
Source: RefSeq, a predicted model, not a curated record